AAGUAGUUUAGUCUCUAAAAACACACGGAAUAGAGAGAAUGAAAAUAUAAACAUUGUGACUUUUUAUUAGAUAGUUAAUGAGCUCCAAAACAGAUACUGUUAAAAAUAAUAAUACUUAUUUGGUUUCGUUUUGGUUUAUAAUACGUAUGUGCGUGUGUUUAUGUUUGUGGACACAUUGAAAAAAAUGAAAAUGAUCACACAAAUGUUACAAGUUCUUUGAGUGUUAAAUAUGACCUUUUGGUGUAUAGCCGUUUUGCUUUAGACGCUCUAUAAUAUAGAACCAUGAUUGUUGAUUCGCAACUUGUGUGGGUUAGAGACUCAACUGAGGGCUACAUUCAGGGCCACAUCUCAGAAAUUGGACCAGCUGAAUUCGAAAUUAUCCCCGUUGACCGAAAAUAUCCGAAACGAAUAUGCUCGGUAGAUGAUAUUUUUCCAUCAUGUGACAAUGACGAUAAAAAAGAUCACGAUGACAAUUGUGAACUUUUGUUUCUGAACGAAGCAACAUUUUUAGACAAUUUAAAAACUCGGUAUUUUAAAGAUAAAAUUUAUACGUAUGUGGCGAAUAUUUUGAUUGCCCUGAAUCCGUACAAAGAAAUCAAAGAUUUAUAUUCGGAGGCAUCAAUCAAGCGAUACAAUGGAAAAUCGUUGGGAGAAUUACCGCCGCAUGUCUUUGCAAUUGCGGAUAAAGCGAUUCGUGAUAUGCGUGUGCUGAAGAAAUCACAAUCGAUCAUUGUGUCGGGUGAGUCGGGUGCUGGUAAAACGGAAUCAACAAAAUAUUUGCUUAAAUAUUUAUGUCAUUCGUUGGCCGCUGCCGGUCCCAUUGAGCAAAAAAUUCUCGAUGCAAAUCCAAUUUUAGAAGCAUUUGGCAAUGCCAAAACAACACGAAACAACAAUAGUUCACGAUUUGGAAAAUUCAUUGAGGUUCAUUACGAUUCAAAAUGUCAAGUUGUUGGCGGAUAUAUAUCGCAUUAUUUGCUGGAGAAAAGUCGUAUCUGUACUCAAAGCCAAGAAGAACGAAACUAUCAUGUAUUUUAUAUGCUAUGCGCUGGCGCUCCGCAACACAUUAAAGAAAAACUGUGUCUAGGCAAACCCGAUGAUUACAGAUAUUUAUCCGGAUGUACACAAUACUUUGCAACCGCAUCAACCGAUCGAAAAAUAUCAGCUGCAAGCAAAUCAAAAUCGCAUCUGGCCAAUGGACCAAUUAAAGAUCCAAUUUUGGAUGAUUUUAAUGAUUUUCAAAAAUUGGACGAAGCACUGUCACGGCUUGGUCUGAAUGAGAUGACGAGACUUGAAAUAUAUGCGCUCGUUGCCAGUGUUUUACACUUGGGCAACAUCACAUUUGAAGAGAAUCCAGAAGAUGUUCGGGGUGGUUGUCAAGUUUCAAAAUCAUCCGAACAUACACUAUCGAUUACAUCUAAAUUGCUUGGCGUUGAUUCAUUCGAGCUACGGCAAGCGUUGGUGUCACGUGUCAUGCAAAGCAAAGGCGGCGGCAUCAAAGGAACCGUCAUUAUGGUUCCACUGAAAAUCUAUGAAGCCAACAAUGCAAGAGAUGCAUUGGCAAAGGCGUUAUACAAUCGUUUAUUUGAUCGCAUUGUUGCUAACAUUAAUCAAAAUAUUCCAUUUAGUUCUUCCACAUACUACAUUGGUGUUCUCGACAUUGCCGGUUUCGAAUACUUUACGGUUAAUUCAUUUGAACAAUUCUGCAUCAAUUACUGUAAUGAAAAAUUACAGAAAUUUUUCAACGACAACAUUUUGAAGCACGAACAAGAGCUGUAUCGACGUGAAGGAUUGAAUGUACCAGAAAUUCAAUUCACUGACAACCAAGAUAUUAUUGAAUUGAUCGAAUCAAAAUCGAAAGGAAUUUUUAUAUUACUUGACGAAGAAUCAAAACUACCCAAACCAUCAUUCAAUCAUUUUACAUUGGAAGUACAUAAAUCGUGGAAAGGUCACUUCCGUUUGUCUCUACCAAGAGCAUCGAAACUCAAAGCACACAGAACAUUACGCGAUGAAGAAGGUUUUCUGGUGAGACAUUUCGCUGGCGCUGUUUGUUACACUACGAACCAAUUUAUCGAGAAGAAUAAUGACGCACUUCAUGCUUCGCUGGAGGCUUUGGUCCAGGAGUCUGCCAAUCCAUUGAUAAAAAUGUUGUUUUCUGGAAAAAACAGCAAUGCAUCGUCGAGGGGAAAAUUAAAUUUCAUCUCGGUUGGUUCGAAAUUCAAUGCGCAACUUGGUGAAUUGAUGGAAAAACUAGAGAAAAAUGGUACAAAUUUUAUUCGAUGUAUCAAGCCAAAUAGUCGCAUGGCGGAUCGAGAAUUCGAAGGUAGUUUGGCAUUGACUCAGCUCAAUUGUUCGGGCACAACGUCGGUGCUUGAGCUCAUGGAAUACGGUUAUCCAUCUCGUGUUCCAUUCGCCGAACUGUACAAUAUGUACAAAAAGUUUUUGCCACCCGAACUUGUUAAAUUAGAACCGAAAGUAUUUUGCGAGGCAAUGUUACAUUCGCUUAAAUUGAAUCAUAAAGAUUUUAAAUUUGGCAUCACAAAAGUCUUCUUUCGACCGGGCAAAUUCGUUGAAUUCGAUCGCAUCAUGAAAUCAGAUCCAGAGAAUUUGAAGGCGAUUGUUAUCAAUGUUAAAAAAUGGUUGGUACGUUCGAGAUGGAUUAAAUCAGCAUUCUGUGCAAUUUGCGUCAUUAAAUUGAAAAAUCGCAUAAAAUAUCGCAACAAGUGUGUGUUAUACAUUCAAAAGAUCGUACGUGGUUUUCUUGCUCGCAAACAACAUCAGCCACGAUAUCGUGGUAUUAUUAAAAUUAAGUCGCUCAAAGAGAAAUUACGACGAUCCACCGAUAUUGUAAACCAGGUGAAGGGCAGCAAAGAUAAAAUUCUAAAGCAGGCAAAUGAAGUCGAGCAGUUGAUUGAUGGCUACGUUAAGAGCAUCCGAAACGAUGGCCGCAUCAGUCCAAAAACAAUCGAUAGAAUGUAUGAGGAUAUCAUCACCAAGAUUGAUAACUAUAACAAUUUGUUACAAUCAGAGCUGAAGAUGCAACGUCAAGCUGAAGAACAAGACAGAUUGCGAAAGAUUCAAGAGGCCCUCGAGCUUGAACGUAAACAAAAGCAGGAAGAGGAUCGAAGAAUACGCGAAGACGAAGAAAAUCGGCGAAAAAAAGUUGAAAUUGAAUCAAAACGCAAAAUGGAAGAACUGGAACGCAAACGUCAAGAAGACGAAGAUCUUCGAGCUGCGGUCGCACUGCAGGCUCAGUUGGAAAAAGAAGCCCAAGAGGACAAUGAAUAUCGUCAGCAAUUGGAGCAAGAGCGUCGUGAUCAUGAGCUUGCAUUGCGUUUGGCUCAAGAGACCAACAGUCAAGUUGAAGAUAGUCCGUUACUAAUGCGAAAUGAUAGGAGUGAUGUGACCUCGCUGAACAAUUCAAAUCGACUUAUCAGAUCAGAGAAUGUUCGAGCUCAACAGCAAAUAAACGGUCGACAAACGCAUGAUUUAUCAAAAUGGAAAUAUUCAGAGCUUCGCGAUGCAAUCAAUACGUCAUGUGAUAUUGAAUUACUUGAGGCAUGUCGUCACGAAUUUCAUCGCCGCUUAAAGGUGUACCAUGCGUGGAAGGCCAAGAAUCGAAAACGUACCACAAUGGAUGAGAAUGAACGGGCACCGCGAAGCGUAAUGGAAGCGGCCGCUCGAUCACCAAUGCGUGUUCAACCGAAGCAGGAAAUUAUUUUUUCCACACAUCGCUAUUUUCGCAUACCAUUCUUGCGGGCGAAUUCGAAUCAACAUGAAAAUGAUUCAAAUCAAAAUGGUUUGAAUUCCGAUUCCAAUAAACGAGGGUUGUGGUAUGCUCAUUUCGAUGGGCAAUAUGUUGCCAGACAAAUGGAAUUGCAUGAAGACAAACCACCGAUUUUGCUUGUUGCAGGUGUGGAUGAUAUGCAAAUGUGUGAAUUGAGUCUGGAAGAGACUGGAUUGACAAGAAAACGCGGCGCUGAAAUACUUGAGCAUGAAUUCAACAAGGAGUGGGAGCGUAACGGUGGUGGCAAACCACAAAUUCGGAAUCAGCACACUAAUUGAAUAAAUCCAAUUCAUUGUCUAAGCCUUAUUCUUCUUCGCCUUAAUUUGCUGGAUUUAUUUUUUCACUAUUAAUAUUAUAAUACACGUUUGUGAUUGAUAUAAAAAAACACUGAAUUUAUUGAUUUAAUUUUCAAAGUAAUGAAUUUUUCAUUUUGUUUUGUCGUUUGUACACGUACAUUUUAGUGAAAUGAUAUAGAUAAAAACCCAGCAAUUUGGUUUUAAAUUAAAUUUAUUUCAAAACAAAAGGAAACAAAAGAAAAAAAG
Contarinia nasturtii (swede midge) is the source of this 4326-nucleotide messenger RNA. It is a transcript of the gene jar, whose product is annotated as myosin heavy chain 95F. Bases 283 to 4062 code for a protein of 1259 amino acids. Gene Ontology annotation, cellular component: cytoplasm; endocytic vesicle; actin cytoskeleton. Gene Ontology annotation, molecular function: ATP binding; actin filament binding; microfilament motor activity. Gene Ontology annotation, biological process: vesicle transport along actin filament; endocytosis; actin filament organization. Lineage: Eukaryota; Metazoa; Arthropoda; Insecta; Diptera; Cecidomyiidae. The transcript is spliced from 22 exons. The record is from RefSeq and is a predicted model, not a curated record.